CAAAGUUACUUUGCGGAAAGAAGACGGUCUUGUGCGAAGUCACACUUGUGACCUGGAAUAGGAUUUGAUGUAAUCUCGCUUUGACAAAGCUCAAUCAUGGCAGAAGCGGAAGGCAUGGAAGAAUACGCGAGCCUGGAGUCUAUGAACAUCUACCAGGAUUUGUCCGCAUUCGUUCGCGGAACGCCGAAAGGGAAACGGAAACUGCCCCCCAAACCCAGUAUCACUGAGAAAGCGGAGGAUGGUGCACCUGCCCCAACCAAGGAAGUUGAGGAGAUUGUAACCCUUAGAAUUCACAUUCCUGCUUUAUCCAUCGUCACCACAAUGGAGUUCAAUGCCAGCCUACUGGUCUACGACGUGGUCUUGAUGAUAAAGUCCCAAGUGAAGGAGUUGUCCAAGAUGGAGACAUCCAAACAUUUUCAACUGUUCAUUGGAGCAGAAGAGUUCAAGGAUGGUAGAUGGCUGAGUCCGAAAAAGACUCUCAAACAGCUGCGCCUUUCGUCUGGUGUGUUGGUGGAGUUCAAGUCAGCGGUCCGUGACCAGAGGAUGAAGUUGAUGGACGGUCGUGUCAAUCGUUUCCCUAUCAACGAGUACUUUUCGGUGUCCGUACUUAUCAAGUCAUUCUGCAAGUGCAUUGGCGUGAAGAAUGCGUCGGACUAUGCUCUGUGUAUUGAUAUUGAGGAUGAUAAACUCAACUCACUUGACAGCAAGUUCACGACUUUCUGGCUGAACGACUCCCAGAAUCUGCGUGAGCAGAACAUCAGCACCGAGAAAGUUGUUGCGUUUCGUCGUCGAUUUUACAACGACAAUCGUAAUGUCUCCAAGGACGACAGAAAAGCCCUAAACAAAGUAUUUGGUGAGAUCAGUGAAGCUGUUAUCAGCGGUCGACUACCGGUUGCACAGAGCGAAGCUACCACUUGUGCAGCUGUCAUAGCCCAGAUCACACUUGGUGACCGAGGACUGAUUGGGAAGCUUGACUUCAAGCAGUUUCUUCCCAAGGACUUCCAGAAGAAUUCUGUUGAGAAAGAAGUGAUUGACCGCUACAAGCGGUUGCAAGGCCUGGACGAGAUGAUGGCCAAGUACCGAUUCUUCAUUGAAGCGAAGGGCCUGAAGCACUAUGGGUUCAAGUUCUUCAAGGUCACGGAACGCGAAGCGGGGAAAUCCAACAAGGAGAAGACCAUCUUCCUCGGAAUCAACCCUGAUGUCAUUGUCCGAGUGAAUAGUGCAACGAAAGAGAUGGUUAGCCGUUGGCCGCUGUCCAAGAUUCAUCGGUUCGCCGCUUCAUCUUCCGACAUCUCUCUGGAUUUUGGAGAUUGGGCACACAAGCUCUACAACAGCUACACACAGGAGGCUACUCAGAUCGCUAACCUCAUCAGCAGCUACUACAAGAACGUGCAAAAAUGUCGCUACGCGUUCGAAGACCUUAAAAACCUUACAGAGCUUUUCACAACACCCCUGGAUGAAGAACCACUUGAGCCGGAGCGUUCCAUGAUUCCCAAAGGACCGUUUGGCCCCAGUAGUGGCAAUGCGGACGAGAAGUCCAAGUCCAAGAGGAAAAGAAAAGAAGGAGAGGAGGAGGUUGAAGACGUUGUGAGAACACUGGCUGCACAGCUGUCCAACCUGGACGAGGUGCGGCGAGUUCCUUCUGAUGAAUUCAAUAUGCCGCCCGACGUAGAGAUGACUCGACAGGAAGUUGUGAGCCUGGCUGAUCUGCUUGCCGUCACAGUUGGUGACAUUUGCUGCUUCUUUGCCGCUCCUGAGUCCGUGCGUAACUACCCAGCUCUCAAGCAAAUGUCAAUGACAUUAGCUAUGCAGGUUCCCAAUUUGAUCACGCAGCUAAAGAUCCUGGCAAAGAAGGACCAGAUUGAGGGUAUGAAGGAGUCGCAGUUUGUUCCCCGUGCAGUGGCUGUGGCGGAAAGUGCCGUUCCCUUCCUGAAGGCACAAGAGCCCGGAUCCAAAGUCAACUUCAUUGACUUGAACCGCCGAGCGAAGAGUUUUAUCGAAGCUCUAUUUGGCUGCAAGCAGGAAGCUGAGAACAAUACUGACAGUGCAGUGAUCGUCUACAAGUUGACCAUUACCCAGGCUGCGAAGUCAGUCAACCUCGCUAUCCUUCACCUUCUCGUGUGCAUCAAGAACCUGUGUAAACAAUGCCAGUGCGGGCCCCAGCAGGAGGACGUUAUUGAGUGCGCAUCACACGUGGUGGAGGUGGCCGCUCAGCUUUAUCUUCUUGCCCCUGCGUUGGGAGUUUUUGAAAACGAGGAGAUCACGGCGUUCAUCCUAUCACUCAGUGACAACAUCUGUGCGGCCAUGAACCAAGCAGGUGGCAGCUGCUCAGAGUACCUGCCUCCGGAUGCCUUGACUGACCUCAUUUUUGCUCAGGAGAAAGUGGAGAAGGCCUUGAAUUGGCACAAUGAGUUGAUUGAAGGUGGCCGAAAUGCAGCCAAUCCUAUCCGUGUCACUGCCAAGCUGAUCAACGAAGAGUGCUCAGAACUCAUCACCUCACCAAGCUCAGUCGUCACACAGGGGCGCCCACUUAUUGGGCAUCUAGAAUCCCUUCUGGAGACAUUGACUGAAGAAGACGAUGAGGACCAUCCUCUAUUCGCUGAUGCCAUAACUGAGCUGGAGGAGGUCACACCCAAGGUCACGGAGUGUUCCGCUGAACUCCUGCAGGACCUAAGCAACAGUCAUUUGGAGAAGCUGUUCGUCCAGCAGUUGAUCUUCAUACAGAUGACCAUGUCUCACAUCCUGCAUCAAAUCUGAGUUCAGAAUAUUCAGAUCACGACGUUAUCAAGGAUGGAGGCGAUGCUGAUGAUGGUACCGACACUGCUACGUGGUCACAGUGCACAGUACACGUAUACUUGAGUAGAGGUUCAGAACCGUGCGCAAUGUACUGCAGCUGCACUCACUGGCCUUAGUCCAGUGCUCCCGCUGCUAACAAUGCAGCGUGUACUUUGCACACAUUGUGACAUAUCGCUUGCAGCUAUCUCACACAUGCUUGCAAGUGACCCAGUGACCUGCGGGGUUGUAUCAAAAGUGUACAUAUUAGAACUAUAGUUGCUUCUGCUGAAUUUACUGGUGCUGCUUGCGCUAUUUUACCCCCCUUUUUUCCUUUUGCACCGCUCAUGUUGCUUAUCCCAGCCACUCACAGAUUAAAUCUGAGCUUUGAAUUUUGGAGCACCCUAUAUACAUGUAAAUCAUCCAUCUGUACAAAAUCCUUUUUUCUCCUGGCAAAUCCGCUUCCUCUUGCAACGCCGUUGGAGAAUGUUUUUUAGAUGACCAUUCUAUUUAUUGCUUUCUGGACAUGUUUUAUCCAUGUGGCAGGCAGUGUUCAAAGUCAGCUGAUAUUCAGUGGCUGGUUUGGACUGCUGUCGGCACUUGCUGCUAUUCCCCACCCUUAAGUUGUCCCCCCUGGACCUCUGCCUGUACAUUCUGUGCCGUAUAUUGUACAUUGUUGCUGUCUCCUAUUACAAGAAGCUUGUCUUCUUUAGCGCGUAUCCCUUUUGUUAUUACUCCUGCCAGUAGCCCAAUGGUCUCCGAUGACAUUAACACUAACAGAUGUCGAGUCCUGACACGGAUUCAAGUGUUAUCACUCUGUGCUAGGUGUCUUUCGAUGUUCAACAACAACAACACCUCUUAUUGAUUAGCGAUGGUGCCAGCGUGAGAAUAAAGAAUUCAGAAAAUCUCUUAUUGGCCACCGGCCAUCGUGAGAAUAA
Molecule: messenger RNA, 3710 nt
Organism: Sycon ciliatum
Lineage: Eukaryota; Metazoa; Porifera; Calcarea; Leucosolenida; Sycettidae
Product: talin-like
Exons: 24
Coding region: 97-2757 (886 amino acids)
Biological process (GO): cell-cell adhesion
Cellular component (GO): cytoskeleton; plasma membrane
Source: RefSeq, a predicted model, not a curated record